Coregonus sp. 'balchen' is the source of this 7196-nucleotide messenger RNA. The record is from the annotation of a GenBank genome assembly. Lineage: Eukaryota; Metazoa; Chordata; Actinopteri; Salmoniformes; Salmonidae.
UGCCCGACACCGGGGUGCGAUGGUUCGGGGCAUAACACUGGCAACUACGCAUCACACAGAAGGUAAAAUAAACACAUACACACACUUCUCGUUAUUCACACUGGCAGUAGACUGCACACACACCUCUCAGGCUGGGUCAGAGUAAGUUCUCUGUAUUAAUAAUAUUUGCAAUUGAUGUGGUUGUCUUUCCUCUGCAGUCUAUCAGGGUGUCCGCGGGCCAGGAAGAGUGGGAUCAAGAUAACACACAGUAAAGAGGACAAGGAGGACCAGGAGCCCAUCAGGUAGAGUUAGCCUGCCACACCCCUCUCAAAGACUCAGGGAACUACAGCUCUCACCCAAUUUCUAGAUGCCCUUAACCAACUCUCACUGUUCUUAAUACAAAAGAAUAGGGGUAUUUUUAGAUUGAAACUGAGACAGGCAACCCCCAGUCUGCCAUGGUUCGAAAAUGAGGAUUGUCCUACAUAGGGAUCUUCUGUUGUGGCAUCACAAAAAGAUACAGAGACAGUUAGCUGGAGAGAGAGACAGAUUGAUCUGGAUUCUCUCUAAUGGGCUUUUCUGGCUGCACUCCCAUCGAUUUCUCAGUGGUGCUGAGAGAAAACCAACACUCUGGCCUGUCUGUCUGUCUGUCUGUCAAUCUGUCUCACACGGUCAGCCAAGCCAAGAGAGGCAGGGUCGCUUUCCCACACAUCUAUCUAUAAGCCAUGAUUGCAUGGAACUCCCUUCCAUCUCAUAUAGUGCAAGUGAACAGCAAACCUGGUUUCAAAAAAACAAAUAAAGCAACACCUCACCGCACAAUGCCUCUCCCUCAUGUGACCUACUUGUUGGGUGUAUGUACUGACAUGUAUUUUGUCUGUAAUGUAUUUUUCGUUAUGUGUCUGACCCCAGUAAAACUAGCUGUCGCCACUGGCGUCGGCUAAUGGGGAUCCUAAUAAAAUCAACAACAAAAAACCAGCUCCAAAUAAGCAUUGGCUGGUGGAGAAAAGUUAUAGGACUUAGAGUCAACCUUUUUUCUUUGUGAAAGCAUUUGGAACUGUGUGUGGGGGUUUGGAUCAUUUUCCCCCCCAGGGAGGGGGAAAGAGAUUGUGACUGUUUCUGGAAAUAUAAUAAUCCUGAUUGAUAGUUUAAUAAAACCAAGGGGAGUUGUAACAAUAAUCCACUGGGGAAAUAUGAUGUGAUGAAACAUUUGCAGAUUCACUGCAUCUUAUUAGCCAUAGUGCCGACUGCUGACUUAACAUUGACUGACUGUAAUCUGUGUCAGUGUGAUAAACUGCCAAAGGGACAGAUUAGACCGGAUCAAACCAGAUUUAAGGUGUUUUUAUUUAUAUUUAAGUCGGAGUGAUUACAGAUACUGUAUUGUCUCCCAUUCUGCACACUGGUACUCAAAACACAAACAAAGCCAUACUGCAUUCAAUUCUGUAAUGAUAUUUCCUCAACUCAAGCACCCAUGAAGCUAUAUGUGGUCCAAUUUUACAUUACGAAGACCUUAUGUCAUAGCAAUAACUAUGUAAUUAAUUACACAAUUCUUCCUGACAAUGCAUCCUGAGCAGGAAAACUUCUGGGCCCUUGUCAGAAAAAACCUCCUGACCCUGGUUAUUAGAAUAACCAGAGCAUCCCUAUGCCAUCCACAGGUGUCCAGUCCCGGGCUGUGGCGGUCAGGGUCAUGUGACGGGGAAGUACGCGUCUCACCGCAGCGCGUCAGGCUGCCCCCUAGCGGCCAAGCGGCAGAAGGACGGUUACAUGAACGGCUCCCAGUUCACAUGGAAGGCUGGGAAGACAGACGGCAUGUCCUGUCCCACCCCGGGCUGUGACGGCUCGGGUCACGUCAGUGGGAGCUUCCUCACACAUCGGAGGUGGGUCUGGGUCCUGCAUCAAUACUUGAUCAUGCAUCCUCCCUUUCUCCCUUCCUUGAAGUAAUCACUGAUCUGACGGGAUCUGUGAAAGCUAGUGGAGCCAAUGAUUUCACCCAUCCAGCCAGGUUGUGUGUGUGUGUUUAAAUACAAUAUGAACUAUUUGUGUCUAAAAAUGUACUAUAUUCUCAUCUGUUCCCCCAGUUUGUCAGGCUGUCCGCGUGCCACCUCUGCCAUGAAGAAAGCCAGACUGUCUGGACUGUCUGAAAUGCUAACAAUAAAACAGCGCACCAGCAACGGUAAUGACUGUCACCGCUCACUCACACAAUGGAUCCAAUCAGGAGUGUGUAUGCGUAAUGAGCUACUGAGUGAAAUCCCAAUAUGACAUACAGAGCCAAUCAGGAGUGUGUAUGUGUAAUGAGUCGAAUCCCAAUCUGAGAUAAAGAGCCAAUCAGGAGUGGGUAUGCGUAAUGAGUCGAAUCCCAAUCUGACAUAAAGAGCCAAUCAGGAGUGGAUAUGCGUAAUGAGCCACUGAGUAGAAUCCCAAUCUGACAUAAAGAACCAAACAGGAGUGUGUAUGCGUAAUGAGCUACUGAGUGGAACCCCAAUCUGAAACAAAGGGGCCAGGAUUGCCAUACAGCCUCUGAGCUAGCAAACUAGCCAGUGACAAUUAGUGUAUAAGAGACCAUCCCUCUCUCAUUCACACACCACACUGACAGAUCAUUUGAAAUAUUUAGUUGGGCUUGGGGUGGGUGUGUAACGAGUGCUGAGGAUAUGAAGAGGCAGGACGCAGACAUCAACAAUAUAAAGGUUUACUUAACACUGAGCAAGAGAACAACAAAGAGCGAGUACACGACAAGACACUAACAAUCACACACAACACAACACUGAACAGUCCAGGGCUAUAUAGGGGUGGUGAUGAGCUGAUGAGGUGCAGGUGCGCUGGAGUUGAUUAGGGUGCGUUGGGUUUCCAUUCCGGUGUUGCCGAGGUGGUGCGCUCAGACCGGUGGCUCAGUAGACCGGCGAAUCAGAGCGCCGGAGGGGAGCAACGGGAGGAGACGUGACAGGGUGGCAGGUGUCUAAUAAUUGUUCACUGUUUUAUCUUUUUAAGGAAUCGAAAAUGAGGAAGAGAUUAAACAGCUGGAUGAAGAAAUCAAAGAUUUAAGUGAAUCUAAUUCACAAGUGGAAGCAGAUAUGAUCAAACUUAGAACACAGGUAAGUCAGUAGUACUUCGCCAUUUGUUUACUUGGAAGAUUAGACUCAUUUCAUGCUUACCUUUCAGUUUCUACCCAUUGUGGCACAUCAUUCUGCUAUUUUCAGAGCUCAUGGUAGUGUGUACCACAAUGAAGUGUGUAUUUCAUUGUUGUACAGCAUACACCUAAAUGAAUCUACCCUCCGCUAAAACGGUUACCAGAAAAGUCACUCCAGUUUGGAAAAAGCUGUCCAAUUGUCAUUCAUGAUCUACCAUCAGUGAGAGAAAUCCUAGCAUAUCUCACAUCUGGGAGAAUGCAGUGUAACAAAGUGGGGUAUUCCUAAUUAUAAAGCACUAUACCUCUGGGAUCGCCUGCUUGCCAAACAGAGAGAGCAUAGUCACUCACAGCCAAUAAAGUGAAACCCCCUGUCCCCACUAACAUCCUAAAGCUCCAGUAGAAAAGGAACAGGAGCAGCGGCUUUCACAGCUUGUAUGAAAGGGUUCCUUCCUAAAUAACUAUUUGUGUCUGUGAGCUGCAGAAGCUACACAUCAGUAUCAAGGAAGUAUCAAACAUUCCAGAAAGAGAGGAACUUCACAAUAUGUUCACCUACAGUUUGCCUUUUUGAGAUUGCAUGCCAGUUUUGGAGUGGCGCAGUGGUCUAAGGCACUGCAUCGCAGUGCUAGCUGUGCCACUAGAGAUCCUGGUUCGAAUCCAGGCUCUGUCGUAGCCGGCCGUGACCGGGAGACCCAUGGGGCGGCGCACAAUUGGCCCAGCGUCGUCCAGGGUAGGGGAGGGAAUGGCAGGCAGGGAUGUUGGUAGAGCAUGGCGUUUGCAACGCCAGGGUUGUGGGUUCGAUUCCCGCGGGGGGCCAGUAUGAAAUGAAAAAAUAAAUAAAAAUAAUAAUAUGUAUGCACUCACUAACUGUAAGUCGCUCUGGAUAAGAGCGUCUGCUAAAUGACUAAAAUGUAAAUGUAAGUUUGAUCUCAUUUUGAAAUACGGGCUGUUUUCCAACUUGUAGUACACUUUGGAACUGAAACUUACUGUUAUGUGCACAAUAGUGCAUUGGCGGCACAUAGCAUAUUUGUUUGAAAACACCCCACAGACUUUUAGUACAUUUGAGUGAGUGUCAGUGUGUUGAAUUGCAUCUGUCCAUGCUUCAUUGCUCUUCACCUGUGUUGCUCUGUUACAUCCAUCGCUACGUGUGAUUAUGUCAUAGAGAUGGCUGCACGCCAGCCAAUCAGCAGUGAGUUGUGGCAUAUCUGAGGUAUGCUGCUGCCCGUGGUAUGUGAACUGUGAACUGCACCCUGUGUGCUCCGCUGUAACAACCAGAGGUAAAAAAGCACUACCUUUACCAUAACCCUCUUCUUCUCUCAUCCCCCCUUCCCUAGAUUACCACAAUGGAGUCUAAUAUGAAGUCAAUAGAGGAAGAAAACAAGGUGAUUGAACAUCAAAAUGAAUCUCUCCUGCAUGAGCUGGCCAGCCUCAGCCAGACACUGAUUAACAGUUUAGCUAAUAUCCAGCUCCCUCAUAUGGUAAGGGAACACCAAGAAUGGCAAUUGGGCAAGUUCCUAUAAGCAAACAUACUGUAGCAUAUGAGUUGAUUCAUUUACAUACUCAUCUAUGUACAGUAUUUAUCUAUUCAUUUCUGUGAAGCCCAUAAGGAUCCAGUGUUUGUGCAUGCUGAGUUGAGCAGGGGAUUUCCAAGCCUAGAUCAAUGAAAAAUAAGAGUAUUCCUAAUUUUUGCCAAACUGAAAAGGGGGAAUUUUAUAUGAGGCUUGUGUUAUGAAUUAGGGGUCCAUUUUACACAGAGACUCACAAUGGUGACCAAAGAACAGUCUGCAGACACUGUUUUCUGAUAUUCAACAUAUAGACAGAUUGGACAAUCAGUUUCAAACAAAAGUGUUAACAGUGCUUGACUUGGGCAGGAGCUCACCAGAGCUGAGUACCGGCACCUAAAGAUUUUGCUGCUUGAGUAAAGUACUGCCAUCUACCUGUUAUCAGUGCAAUGAAAACUUAGUCUCCACCACUUUGACUCUCUGUCUGUAGCUAUAGGCUACUACGUUUGUAAAUUCAACAAACGUACUUGUUGAUCUAUCAUGGAUUUUCAUAGUACAGCACAUGCUAUAAUUGCAGGUCUGUAUUUACUGUAGUGCUAAAAGUAUUUAAGGCAUGUCAAAAACAGCUUUUCUCCAUAAGCAUCCAUUAGGUUUUUUCUUAUAAUCUUCAUAAAAUAAGGAAAAAAAUAUCACCAAAAACUAUGAAUGAUGCCCGUGUCAUUUACAAAUUAAAAUCUUGGCAUUUUCUUAUUCUUAAAACUGUAUCUCCUUUUCUAAAAAAGUGUAACUUUUGUGUGUGAACACAAUAAGAUAUAAUUCCAGAGGCUAUGAUCAUUCUGACUAUGUUGUGAGCUGGAUUCAGUUGCAGGCCCAAUUCGCUACCACAGAUGCAUUCUUCUUUUACUGUAUGUUUUGUUAUGUUUUGCCUCUAUUUCUUUCACAUAUCAAUUGUGUUAGAUGUUCUGUUGGUACUGUAUCUCAAAUGCUACCACCUAGUGAUUGUUUGAGAGAGUAACAGUAGCUAGGUAGCAACUAACAGUAACUAACCUUUCCCCCCAUAGAAACCGCUGGCACACAAAGAGGCUUCCAUUAGAAAUAACAGCUGCUUACAGAUGCAUCAGAGAGUAAGACGAUCAUUCAUCAUAUUCUUACUCUAACACUGCUUUUCUUUAUGUUAAUCCUUCUCCUUGUUUCUUCAUCAGGGCACUGUAUGAAAGAUUGGCCAUGUGUUUUGCGCAAUCAGGUUACAUAGCAAGAUUUUGUCCUGUAUUUUAAGCCUUAUCCAGAAAUGAAAAUUAGACCAAGACUGAAAGCAAUGGUCAGAGGAUGGUGCUGGACCAACUGACAUAAAACGAAAAGGGGACAGUUUGAUGAAAAAGCUUUAAAUAAAGGUUCAAAUUCAGGCAUGUCACAUGAUUGUGCAAAACACAGGGCCCCAAUGAUAGUUUCAUCAACACACAGGGCCCUAAUGAUAGUAUCAUCAAAACACAGGGCCCUAAUGAUAGUAUCAUCAAAACGCAGGGCACUAAUGAUAGUAUCAUCAAAACACAGGGCCCUAAUGAUAGUAUCAUCAAAACGCAGGGCCCUAAUGAUAGUAUAAUCAAAACACAGGGCCCUAAUGAUAGUAUCAUCAAAACACAGGGCCCUAAUUGUAGUAUCAUCAAAGGCACCAUAAUAGAGUCAGCAGAUUUAGUCCUAUGUCUGGUUCAGAAACUCUCCCAUUCAUGUCCUCAUGUCUUUCCCAUGUCCAUCUGUAUUUCAUUCAUAUGACCAUUUAUUUUCCCCAGUCAUCCUGAUUCCCAUCCAAUCUUGAAUUUUCCUUUAUUACAAUCUUUCUAACCGCAAUGAUCAUCUAUUUGAAUGGGAAAAGCUUGUUUUAGCAAAGUGAAAGUGCACUUGUUGGUUGCAAAGUGUAUAAACAUUAAAUGUGUAUAGACACUGCAGCAUGACCCUCUCUUCCCAAUGUGGAUGUCACUGCAUGACAUAAAUAAUAUGCCAUUUAGCAGACGCUUUUAUCCAAAGCGACUUACAGUCAUGCGUGCAUAAAUUAUUUUUUUGUGUAUGGGUGGUCCUGGGGAUCGAACCCACUACCUUGGCGUUACAAGCGCCGUGCUCUACCAGCUGAGCUACAGAGGACAUCUUACUCUGUGUUGAUCAUCUUUGUCUAAGACCACCACCUCUCAGCCUUUUCCCUGUGGCAAGAUGCCUUAUUUUUGGAGCAAUCAAAUAUGAAAAGGCCCUUUCACGGGGCUAGUUUAGAGAAUAGUUUGUUUAGAGAAUAGUUUGUUUCAAGUGGUUUUAUUAUCUCUGGUUAGAUAUUUUGUUCAAACAACUGUUUGUAUGUCUUAGCUCCUCAAAGGAUGAUUUUAAAGGUUAUUUUCAGGCCUGUCUUCUGUUCUCUGUUUAUCACCUCUUCUUCUUAUGAUCUCACCUAAUUCUGCUGUUGUUGAAAUGUUCCACAGGAGCCGAUCAGCGAUCAGAACUUUGAUGCUUAUGUGACCACUCUAACAGACAUGUACACUAACCAGGAGCAUUACCAGAGUCCAGAAAACAAAGCCCUGCUGGAAAACAUCAAACAAGCGGUGCAAGGAAUCCAAGUG